CGUAUAAACCACUUUUUAAUGAGCAACAAAUUAUGAUAGAUGGAUUUAUGGAAGCUGAAAACUUUAUAAACUUAAUGGGUUAUCAUAAGUUAGUAGAGUGGUUUAAAUGUAAACCAAAGUUUAUGGAUUUUUCAACUGAAAACAAUCUGGAGAGAUAUGAAUUUCUAAACUCUGCAAAGUGUUUAGGAGGGAUUCAUUUAAAAGAAUUCAGUGAUGAAAUUAGAUACGUUUUUAUUCAGGCAAGACAAGAACCACAAUACAAUUUUAUACCACAUUUAAUGAAACUUAAAGACUUGCCAAAUUGUAAAUUUAUAGGUUAUGGAAGUAGUUGUUGGCCUUCCGGCCCGUCCAUAGAUUUAGAAGAAUGGUUCUUGCAUGGUGGAUUCGUAACCAUAACUUACGAAACCUUUAAUGCACAGAGUCAUAUUUUCGAUAGACUUUAUAAUGUGUUUCAAUAUCAGUCGACACUCCAUGUUUCUUCAACGUGGAAAGUUGUCAUAUAUAAAAAUGUAGAGGACAAUCUGAUCAAAAAUUUUGAAGCAUUUCAUUGUAGGCAGUCACUAAUUUCGUUGCGUACGAUACGAUUAAGCCUGAAAGAUGGUACGAGUCAAUAUUUUGAAGCUGACGAACUUUUUUGUCAAAAAGAGCGACAUUUCAUUAUUAUUUGUGAACCUGAUGAAAAACAUCAUGACAUUAUUCCCGUUCCAGGGGUAGACAGACUGACUCUACAAGAAUUUGAGUUAAAGUUUGGCCCCACUGAAAAAAUACUACUUCAAUCAUCAUA
Racocetra persica is the source of this 784-nucleotide messenger RNA. NCBI's taxonomy places the organism in Eukaryota, Fungi, Glomeromycota, Glomeromycetes, Diversisporales, Gigasporaceae. The record is from the annotation of a GenBank genome assembly.